This is a messenger RNA of Zea mays, 1845 nucleotides long. Its product is annotated as Chaperone DnaJ-domain superfamily protein. The record is from RefSeq and is marked validated. Bases 77 to 1399 code for a protein of 440 amino acids. NCBI's taxonomy places the organism in Eukaryota, Viridiplantae, Streptophyta, Magnoliopsida, Poales, Poaceae. The transcript has a single exon.
CGGCCACUCAGCUGUUUACACCGAUCUACGAGUAUCCCCACGAGAAACCCCCAUUCCACCAUCCUCUACCCACCCAAUGGAUCCGUCCGCCGUUGGCUCCUCGCGGCGGAAGGCGGAGCAGUGGUUGAGCGUGGCUGAGAAGCUCAUGGUGGCGCGGGACAUUGAAGGGUGCAAGCAGUUCGCCUCGCAGGCCCUGGCCGCCGAUCCCCACACCCCGGGCGCCGACGACCUCCACGCCGCCGCCAUCUCCCUCCUGGCAGCCCAGCAGCGCCGCCUCCCUAACGGUCAGCCUGAUCCCUACGGCGUCCUUGGUCUGGACCCCGCAAACCCCGCAUCACGCCGACCGGAUGCCAUCCACUCACAAUAUCGCCGCCUCUCUUUCCUCCUCAAUCGUUCCCACCAGGACCGCCCCUGCUCGCUCGCCUUCGCCGAAGCUGCCCGGCUCGUCGCUGAUGCCUGGGCUUUUCUCUCUGAUCCCGUUCUUAAAUCCUCCCUUGACGUGGACCUCGAUGCCGCCGCCGCAGCUCGCGCGUACCACUCUCCUCCAAAUCUACCGCAGCCGCACUCGCAGCCACAUCUGCCUGCACGGCUAACUCCGCCGGUGGCUGCUCCCUCCCCGCGGUCGACUCCGCCGCUGGUUUCUCCCCUUCCGCGGGCAACAUCACCGCCGGCUGCUUCCCCUCCACGGCAAACUCAGCGGCCGGCUGUCCCCCAAACAAGGUCAACACCGCCGCCGGCUGCUUCUGCUCCACGAUCUACUCCACCACCACCGGUUUCUCCUCAAACACUGUCAACACCGCUGCCUGCCGCUCCCGCUCCCGCUCCACGGUCUACACCACCACCUGUUGUUCCCCAAACACCGUCAAGUACGCUGCGGCCGACUACUCCCCAAACGCCGGUGGCUGCAACUGUCCCAGCAGCGAAGUCUGGUGCGGCACCUUCAUCAACGUUCUGGACAGUGUGCUCGGCCUGCUGCCACAUUCACCAGUUCGACUGCCAAUAUGAGACGUGCAAAUUACUGUGCCCUAGUUGCCGCCAGCCAUUUGUGGCCAAGGCAAUGGCUGAGCCACCGCCUAUUGUGCCAGGCACCGACAUGUAUUACUGCACUUGGGGGUUCUUCCCCGUUGGGUUCCCUGGGUGUCCUGGCUUUGAAAGAAUGGUCAAUGCACAGCCAUCGGGAGUAGAUCAGCUGAAUGCGCCAUGGCUUGGAAGCGCAGGUGGUGUACAUGGUAAUGCUCAGAAUGGGGUGCCACCAGUUAGUGCCCCAGUGGUAGAAGUGCCAGUCAAGGAUCCCAUAGAGGUGCCUGCAGUGACACCGCCAGCGAAGCCGAUGCGAGUGAAGGUGGGUGCGAAGAAGCGUGGUCGCCCCAAGGGUAGCAAGAACAAGAAGAAAUUAUGAAUGCCAAUGAUGAACAUGAUGGUUAUCAUCAUAGAUCACAUGAAUUAACUGAGAUAUGCAUUCAAUCACACUGCCAUUGUAGUCAACCGAAGCACUCGUCUGCUGGUUGAAUUCUCACUUGCUGUUGCCAGGAUCUCUAAUGUGGAGCAAGCAAUUUUAUUGCUGAAAGACUUCUUUUUCAAUGGUAGAAUUCUUCCUUUUCGAGAUUAUGAUGUUAAUCUCUGGUUCGUCCCCACUGCCGUACUUGACAUUAUGCUUUAGCUGUAACUAUUGUAUUUGCAUAUUCGUCUAAUUUCUGCUUCCCUGAAGACAGUUGUAUUGAUCUAAAUCGAUAGGUGUCUAGUUACUGUUUAUUGUACGUUUUGAGUUUGGUGCUACUCUGCUCUAGUGCUCUGUGUCGUAAUGCUGCAAUAAAUGGAAUGGUUUAAAGCUCUAAUUUUAACGCG